Megalobrama amblycephala (Wuchang bream) is the source of this 3755-nucleotide messenger RNA. Its product is annotated as zinc finger MYM-type protein 1-like. The record is from RefSeq and is a predicted model, not a curated record. Bases 417 to 2906 code for a protein of 829 amino acids. NCBI's taxonomy places the organism in Eukaryota, Metazoa, Chordata, Actinopteri, Cypriniformes, Xenocyprididae. The transcript is spliced from 7 exons. Gene Ontology annotation, molecular function: protein dimerization activity.
UCAUAUGUUUAUGUCAAUUUUCUAUACAGAAGAGUAAUAUUUAUUCAAUAUUUAUUGUCAUCACCACUGGCGUAGGAACCGGGGGGGACGGGGGGGACGUGUCCCCCUCAAUAUUGGAAAAUGCUGCAUGUGUCCCACCCAAAAAUUAGCCUAUACACCGCAGGAACAAAAACUGUACAUUUUGAACUUUUAUUUUGAAUACGCGACGAAGAAGAUAUUCGGUUUUGUCAGUCAAACCCAGAGUGAUUUCAUUCAUGUUUGAAUAAUCACCAUUCGCCAAUCACCAGCUUCAUAUUCUUCACUUUUCACCUAUAGUCGGACUCGGAGCAUCUGAUUGGUAGAGAGAAGUCAACAUUACACUACGAACAUUCAAAUACGUUAUUGGUGCGCACCAGCUUUGAACGACUCGACUUUGUAUGAGCAUAAUGCCACCACAGAAAAAAAUAAAACCAAAGGAAAUAACGUUGCUGAAGUUUUUUACAAAGAGUAAGGAGAAGGCUGGUAUUAUCAGGAAAGAGGCAGGUGAGGAAGGAGUGGCACAUGAAGUAACAGGUGGAGGUUGUGAGGAGAGCCAUGAUGCAGCCAUGGACGAGACAAAAGGAGAGGCAGGUGGCACAGCAGGGUGUGAGGAGCAGGAAGGCAGCAGCAGUAUGGAGACAGGAGAGGAUGGUACAGGGCCUGAGGAAGAUCAUCAAAUGGUUGAGACAGGCAGAAAAAGAAAGAGAGAGAGAGAGAGAGAAGCAGAAACAGACCGACAGGGAGUUCAGAGCAUGCAUGACAGAGGCAGAAACAGGGACAGAGAGUUGAGUGACAUUGAAGAUUCAAGUCAGAGGAUAGAGCCAUAUCAGCCACACCCAAAAUGUAUACCGACUCAAGUGCUGUCUAAUAGAGUUUUACAUUUCCAAGAGAAGUGGUACAGCCAAUUUCCCUGGCUGCAUUAUGAUGCAUUGAAACAAGGGGUUUUGUGUUUCUAUUGCAAAAAAGUGUAUCAAGAAAAACCCACACCCUUUGCAGCAAAAGCAGAGCCUGCCUUUAUAAAUACAGGAUUUAAAAAUUGGAAAAAAGCGAUUGAAAAAUUUAAAGCACAUGCAAGUAGUCAUACACACUGUCAUGCUGUCUCUGUGACUGCACAAGAAAAUCAUCCUGUAGAUGCCCAAUUGUCCAGUGCUUUGGCAAAGCAACAAGCAGACAAUAGGCACUGUCUUGAGAAAAUAGUAAGUUCUAUCAAAUAUUUAGCACGACAGGGACUGGCCUUGAGAGGGCAUGAGGAUGAAAAUAGUAAUUUGUAUCAGCUCUUGAAAGACAAAGCAGAGGAUGAUGUCCUUUUAGACAAAUGGUUGCAGAGGUCCCAAAAAGAAUACAUUAGCCCAGAGAUCCAGAAUGAAAUUCUGUCCAAAAUGAGCAACAGCAUUGUUCGUGGAAUAGCUGACACAAUCAGGAAUCUACCCAUUCUUCAGUAUGCAAUUAUCAUUGAUGGAACACAAGACAUAUCUGGGCAAGAACAAGAAAGCAUAUGCCUGCGUUAUGUUGACAAUGACCUGAUUCCCCAUGAAGAUUUCAUAGGUUUGUUCGGUGUCUCAGAUACAACAGGAAGGAGUCUUGCUGACGUUGCAAAGGAUGUGCUGCUGAGAUUAAAUUUACCAAUCCAUGGUUUACGAGGUCAAACUUAUGAUGGGGCUGCUAAUAUGUCCGGCAAGCACUUUGGGGCACAGGCACUGAUAAAACAAGAGCAACCACUAGCACUCUAUGUUCACUGUGGUGCCCACUGUACUAAUUUAAUAGCACAGAAAGCUUGCUUAGCCUCCAGUUUAAUCAGAGACUCCUUGGAUUGGGUCCACCAGUUGGGAGUCCUGUUCUCUCAGUCAGGGAAGUUUAAAGCAAUUCAUGCUGCGAUUGCACAUGCUGAGAAUACAUGUUACACCAAAAUAAAACCACUCUGUCCAACAAGAUGGACGGUACGGAACAAAGCCAUCACAGCUGUUUUAUCACAGUAUGGAUCAGUGCUUGCUGCCUUGGAGGAGAUGGCUUCUGGUGCCUCAAACACAGCAUCUACUGCUAAUGGCUUGCUAGGUCAGUUUCGUAAAGGCAAAACAGUGUUAGGUCUAAAACUUGCCUUACCAGUGAUUCAUGAGCUUGAAUGCCUGAACAUCUCUUUUCAGAAGAGAACUGCUACAGUUGCAGGCAUGAAGGCUGCUGUUGAAGUUGUCAGGACCUCACUCAUGGCCAAAAGAAAUGAGGCAAGCUUCCAAACUUUGUUUGAAGAGGCGAUGGCCAUGGUUCAGUCUUUAGGUAUUAAGCCCAUUACAAUUCCACAGAGCAGACCACCUCCAAAAUGCUUCACUGGAGGAGCUGAAGCACAUCAGCCUAAGUCUGCAAAGGACCACUACAGAGUGGAAUUCUUUAAAGUCCUAGAUACUGUAGAUGCACAGUUCACUGAGCGGUUUGGCCAGGAUGAUUUGCUGACUUUGCAAAAAUUGGAAGAGACACUUCUGAGUGGAGAGGUUGAUGCUCCAGUGAUUGAUAAAUAUUCAGAGUUGAACAGAGAGUCACUUUCAGUCCAGCUUUCUAUGUUCCGAUUGAACUACUCAUUUAGUAACAGUGCAGAAGCUGCAGGGAUCAUUCGUGGAUUGCCUGUAGAGGUACGUGGAUUAUUUGGGCAAGUGGAAACCCUGGUCAGGUUGCUUUUGGUAGUCCCUGUUUCUUCCUCUGAGGCAGAGAGAAGUUUUAGUGCCCUCCGCAGGCUUAAGACUUGGCUCCGCUCUACAAUGACUCAAAACAGACUUAACCAUGUUUCUGUCUGUCAUAUCCAUCAGGAUAAACUGGACUUGUUGGACGAAAAGUCCAUUUGCAAGCAAUUUAUUGCUUUGAAUGACAAGAGAAAAAAAAAUUUUGGCUUUCUAGCCUAAGCAAUAGGGCAUGCCUAAGGCACCAUUUACCUCACCCCCUGAAGAGCAGAACAGGAGGAUUUUAGAAGAGCAAGAGAAUGACAGACAGAUUUAAAGAUCUUCCUAUGAGUUUGUAGUCUUCAGGAUGUUUCUAUGGAGCUUUGAGAACAAAAUACUGAUACCAAACUAAAGUGGGACAUUGUCUGGGGGGAAGGAGCAUGGGGAGCAGGUGGGGCACUGGCAUUAGAGGGGAAUAUUAGACUUAAGCAUCAAUUUCAUUAGCUUCAUAGUCAGCUUAGAUAAUAAGCUUUGUUUUACUGUUAUAAACUUUUUAAUAGAAAAGUAAAAUGUUAUUGAUAUAGAUAAUAAUGAUAGUUCUAGUUCCAAGUGCCUAUAUCCAAAGCCGUAUGUGACUGUUGUGUUUUUGUAUUUUUUUGGGGUUACAAAUCAAAUAUUUGCCUUGUAAAGUGCCCCUUUCCUUUCUGCCCACAAUUGCAGGGGGGCUUGUACACUUUUAUGUUUCCCAACUUCAAUAUUUGUGUAAUAAUAAAUAGAUAAAUUAAACAGAUGAACAGAUGAUAAACAGAUGAUUUUGUUUAUUUAUUUUGCUGUUAUUUCAUAUAUGUCGUACCACGUGACGUCACCAUACUGUAUGUUACUAUUAUGGUGGCGAGAUGGACGUUGAUUCAUAAUGGCCAAAAUGUCCCCCCCAAUGUCAAAGUGGUUCCUACGCCCCUGGUCAUCACUGUGAGCGCUGGAUACUGUGUUUUCAGUUCAUACUUGCAGCUGGAGGGCGCUCUGUACACUUUUAGUCCACAAAUAUAUCAGUAAAAGAAGAACAGGUCAUGUGACAUUCCAGGAACUAACAGA